AUGACAGCAUUGCCUUGUUGGAGUUCAAGAACAGCUUUUGAUAUAGCCAAGUUUGCUUCUGCAAAUCCUUUUGCGUAUCCCAAAGUUUCAUCCUGGAGACUAGAAGAGAAUAGAGAUUGCUGCUCAUGGGAUGGUGUGGAGUGUGAUACUGACACCGGUCGUGUAGUUGCUCUAGACCUUAGCAGCAGUUUUCUUCGUGGUUCAAUGAACUCCACCAGCACCCUCUUCAACCUUUCUCAACUUCAAAGGCUUAACCUUGCUGAUAAUAAUUUCAACUUCUCCCAGAUCCCUUCUGCAAUGAAUCAUCUUUCAAGGUUAACAUAUCUCAACCUUUCUGCUUCAUAUUUUUAUUGUCAAGUUCCAUUUGAGAUCUCACAACCAUCUAAUCUGUCUUUCCUCGAUCUGUCUUGUAAUGACUUGGUAUUGAAGAGUCCUAAUUUGAGUAGCUUGGUUAGAAAUAUAAGUAACCUGAAAGAACUUCAUCUUAGCUAUGUUGACAUAUCCUCCGGUGUGCCUAGCUUUUUGGCAAAUUUCUCAUCAUUAACAUCCUUACUUCUAGAUGGUUGCAGCUUGCACUGUGAGUUCCCAAAUGGAAUUUUUCUACUUCCAAACCUACAAGUCCUUGAUUUGCAGACCAACCCUCAUCUUAUGGGUUAUCUACCUGAAUUUCAAUCUAACAGUUCUUUUGAGGUACUGCUACUUCACAACACAAUUUUUUCCGGGAAAAUACCCUCUUCCAUCGAAACCCUUCAUUUCCUGGUUCAGUUAGAUUUUGGAGCAUGUAGGCUUUCAGGGUUGGUUCCAUCUUCGCUUGUUUGGCUUGGAACACUAACCCAAUUAACUGAUAUUGGACUUUAUUCAAAUAACUUGCAUGGCCAUAUCCCAUCAUCCCUUGGCAAACUAACUAGGCUUACCGAUUUGAACCUCGCAGCAAACAAUUUUAAGGGUCAAAUCCCUUCUUUUCUUCAAAACCUAACCCAACUCUCUGUGUUAUGGAUUGGUGACAAUCAAUUCACUGGUGAAAUUCCAUCUUGGUUGGAAAUCUUUACCCUUUUAACUCAUUUAAAUCUUGGAAUGAAUAAACUGCAUGGUCUUAUCCCAUCUUCCCUUGGUAGACUAACUAGCCUCACUUAUUUGGACCUUCAAAUGAACAAUUUGAAAGGUCAAAUCCCCUGUUUUCUUCGAAACCUCACAAACAUUGAACUCCUUAAUCUUUGUUGCAAUGAAUUAAGCAGCACAUUAUACUUUGACAUGUUUCUUGGCUUGAAAAAGCUAGAUUCACUUCUUUUAGGGGGUAACAAGUUAUCCAAAUCUGUUCAAACUAGCAAAAUGAACGCAGCUGCUUCAAGGUUACGAAGUGUAGGCUUGCGUUCAUGCAAUUUAACCAAAUUCGCUGAUUUUUUUAGGUAUCAAGAUAGAUUACGAUCGUUGUACUUGAAUGGAAACAAGAUACAUGGUCGAAUACCCAAAUGGAUAUGGAACAUAAGCACCGAGACUUUGGCCUAUCUGGAAAUUUCUGACAAUUCCUUGACAGGCUUUGAACAACCUCCAGUUUUUAUUGCUUGA
Ziziphus jujuba (common jujube) is the source of this 1566-nucleotide messenger RNA. RefSeq names its product receptor-like protein 7. The transcript has 2 exons. The coding region runs from base 1 to 1566 and encodes 521 amino acids. The record is from RefSeq and is a predicted model, not a curated record. Lineage: Eukaryota; Viridiplantae; Streptophyta; Magnoliopsida; Rosales; Rhamnaceae. Gene Ontology annotation, molecular function: protein binding.